Molecule: messenger RNA, 918 nt
Organism: Nannospalax galili (Upper Galilee mountains blind mole rat)
Lineage: Eukaryota; Metazoa; Chordata; Mammalia; Rodentia; Spalacidae
Product: taste receptor type 2 member 13
Exons: 1
Coding region: 1-918 (305 amino acids)
Biological process (GO): sensory perception of taste; G protein-coupled receptor signaling pathway; detection of chemical stimulus involved in sensory perception of bitter taste
Cellular component (GO): membrane
Molecular function (GO): bitter taste receptor activity; G protein-coupled receptor activity
Source: RefSeq, a predicted model, not a curated record
AUGGGAAGUGCCCUGCAUAGCAUCUUCACAGUCAUCGUGGCUGCAGAGUUCAUAUUUGGGAAUCUUAGCAAUGGAUUCAUAGUGCUGAUAAACUUCAUGGACUAUGUAUUGAAAAGAAAGCUUUCCUUAGGUGAUCAAAUCCUGGUAUUCUUGGCGCUUUCUAGAGUUGGUCUGAUCUGGGAAAUGUUCCUAAGUUGGUUGAAAGUGCUGAAGUAUUCAUUUUCAUUUAUGGUGGGAACAGAAUUAAGAGCUAUUAUUCUUUCCUGGGUUUUCUCCAAUCACUUCAGUCUCUGGCUUGCUACCAUCCUCAGCAUCUUUUAUUUGCUCAAAAUAGCCAGUUUCUCCAGGCCUGUUUUUCUCUAUCUGAAGUGGAGAGUAAAGAAAGUGCUUGUGAUGAUCCUUUUGGGAAACUUGGUCUUCUUGCUGUUCAAUGUAAUACAGAUGAACAAGUAUACGGAAGACUGGAUGCGUCAAUAUGAGACAAACACGACUUGGAAUGUCAAAGUAAGUGCCUUUGCAAGGUUUUCAGAGCUGGCCAUAUUCACGACGAUUGUGUUCUCCCUGGUACCAUUUACAGUGGCCCUGGUCUCUUUUCUCCUGCUAAUCUACUCCCUGUGGAUACAUCUCCAGAAGAUGAAGUUCAAUUCCAUAGGACACAGAGACCCCAGUACCAAGGCCCACAAGAGUGCCCUGAGAAUUAUCGUCUCAUUUCUGCUGCUCUAUGCCACCUACUUCAUGUCACUUUUUAUAUCAUGGCUCUCUAAAACCCAUCAGAAUAGAAUAGGCCACAUGCUUUGCCUGACUCUUGGGCUCUUCUACCCCUCAGGUCACUCAUUUAUCUUGAUGUUAGGAAAUCCUAAAUUAAGGCAGGCCUGUCUUUUGGUGCUAAGGAAGAUGAUGUAUUGGCUAAAACAUUAG